GUGGAAGAAGGUGUGCAUAUGCUUCGAUAUUGUGGAUGUGUGAAGGAGGUAGAGGAGGAAAAAGGUGUGAAGGGGUUUGGCUAGGGUGGAUGGGUGAAGGAGGUGGAGCUGGAAGAAGGUGUGAAGGUGUUUGGCUAUGGUGGACGGGGAAAGGAGGAGGAGAUGAAAUAAGGUGCGGGGAAGUACAUUGCUAUGGGGGAUGGGUGAACAUUGUCGAGGUGGAAGAAGGUGUGAAGGUGCUUGGCUAUGGUGGAUGGAUGAAGGAGGUCGAGGUGGAAGAUGGUGUGCAGGUGCAUGGCUAUGGUGGAUGGGUGAAAGAGGUAGAGGAAGGAAAAGGUGUGAAGUGGCUUGGCUGGAGUGGAUGGGUGAAGGAGGUAGAGGAGGAAGAAGGUUUGGAGGUGACUUGCUGGGGUGAAUGGGUGAAGGAGGUGGGGGUGGAACAAGGUGUGAAGCUACUUGGCUAUGGUGGAUGGACGAAGGACGUGGAUGUGGAGGAUGUUGUGAGGGUGCUUGGCUAUGGUGGAUGGGUAAAGGAGGUGGAAGUGGAAGAAGGUGUAAAGGUCGACGAAGGUGUGAAGGUGCUUGGCUGUGGCCGAUCGGUGAAUAAGGGACAGGUGGAAGAAGGUGUGAAGGUGUUUCACUAUUGUGGAAGGGUGAAGGAGGUGGACGUGGAAGAAGGUGUAAAGGUGUUUGGCUAUGGUGGAUGGGUGAAGGAGGUAGAGGACAAAGAAGGUGUGAAGGUGCCUGACUAGGGUGAAUCGGUGAAGGAGGUGGAGGUGGAAGAAGAUGUGAAGAUGUUUGGCUAUGGUGGAUGCGUAAAGGAGGU
Messenger RNA from Chara braunii, 826 nucleotides. NCBI's taxonomy places the organism in Eukaryota, Viridiplantae, Streptophyta, Charophyceae, Charales, Characeae. The record is from the annotation of a GenBank genome assembly.